AUGCGGGUCCUCCACGCUGGACCUGUAUGUAACCAGCCGAGUUCGUUUGAGCAAUCACGCUGGGCACCUCCAGAAUCGGCUCGGGUGUCUCCUCGGGUGACUGGGAAACAAACUCGACCAAUUUCUCGGACGAGUGCCGGCCUGCCGUAUCCAGCUUUACGGCGACCACACGCACGUGCCUGGAGGCCGGAGGACACCGUCACAUCUGUAAAGGACACCAGUCAGCCGCCGGUCACGGUGCUGGACGGCGGCAAGACUCGCUUGUACGACGUCAUCCAGCUGGUGGAGUUUUACCAGCUGAACGCCGGAGUGCUGCCCACCAGUGCUGGAAAUGAGGCCGCUUUCUGGUCCCGGCGUUUUAUUCUCCAGGUAAAGGACACCAGUCAGCCGCCGGUCACGGUGCUGGACGGCGGUAAGACUCGCUUGUACGACGUCAUCCAGCUGGUGGAGUUUUACCAGCUGAACGCCAGAGUGCUGCCCACCAGUGCUGGAAAUGAGACCGCUUUCUGGUCCCGGCGUUUUAUUCUCCAGGACACCAGUCAGCCGCCGGUCACGGUGCUGGACGGCGGUAAGACUCGCUUGUACGACGUCAUCCAGCUGGUGGAGUUUUACCAGCUGAACGCCGGAGUGCUGCCCAGUGCCCACCCGUCUCAUCUGCUUCAUCACGCACACCGCGCCGUCGUCGUCAUCGGCGCUCCGUCACGUCGCGCAGAGCUUCUAACGGCUGCCGCACCGCCGCCAGCGCCUCCGGCGGCGGAAGCGCGCGGCUGUAGUUCGUGACGGCGGCGUGCUCCGGUCAUGGGGCGAACCCCGGGCCCCCUGGGCUACAGAGUGGGUUGCGCGGUGGAGUCUGCCCGCUGCUAACAUCUACCGGCGCGGCGGGCAGGAUCCAAUGUCGCGUGUAGUCGCCAGGGCGAUUGGAGUCGGUCGGCCUGGACCUCCAGUUUGGAUGCCCGUUCGAGUCCACAUGGACAGCGUGCGGAUACCCCAGUGCCUGUCUGCACCUGUGUCUUGGAGGGAUCGUGUGUUCCCUGCGGCGUCAGAGGAGGCCCCCACGUGCUCACGGGGUGGGACAGUUGCGACCCGCGCGGCGGGGCGGGGCGGAGCGGCUGCUGCUGGCCCCGUACACUGUUCUGUUGAGUUCCUGGCGCGGCUGGCGACGCUGCGUGAUCUCACGGCCGGCUCUGUCGCCGCUGACCCAGUAUUAAGUUGCUAGGGAGCGUGUGCUGCUCGCGCCUGUUGGCCGGCUGUGUCCGGUGCUAUGAUAAAUACAAUAUAUGUAACUAU
This is a messenger RNA of Amphibalanus amphitrite, 1287 nucleotides long. RefSeq lists its product as uncharacterized. Bases 1 to 780 code for a protein of 259 amino acids. NCBI's taxonomy places the organism in Eukaryota, Metazoa, Arthropoda, Thecostraca, Balanomorpha, Balanidae. The transcript is spliced from 5 exons. The record is from RefSeq and is a predicted model, not a curated record.